Molecule: messenger RNA, 1633 nt
Organism: Hibiscus syriacus
Lineage: Eukaryota; Viridiplantae; Streptophyta; Magnoliopsida; Malvales; Malvaceae
Exons: 15
Coding region: 109-1485 (458 amino acids)
Source: RefSeq, a predicted model, not a curated record
AUAAAUUGAAAACAAAUGAAGAAAGAAAGAAAAAAAAAAGUUUAAAGAGAAACGAAAUUUACCUUCUUAGGGUUUGCUUUUUUUUUUUGGAGAUACAGAGAAUUGGAGAUGAUGGACGUCGUUGAGCCACUUGAUUUCGAAUUAGAAGAUUCACUUCUUAUUAACCCUGUUGUCUCCAACAAAAGGAAAAAGCUUAUGGGUCUGGGUGAGCUUUUGACUGAACACUACAAGGAACAAAGCAAACUUAUUGAGAAUGAAGCCAAGAAACAGGCAAAAGCUCAGAAAAGCUAUGAUUCUGAUGAGGAUAAGAAUUGCAAAGAAGCUAUUCUCGCAAGUCUUCUUGAUGAUUGCCAAAAACAGGUGAAAGCAAUUAGCAGCGGGGAAGAGAUGUUCGAGUGGGGCUUAUGUGUCUUUGGACAGCAGAAGGCUACACCACCUCUAUCAUUUCCUGAGCUUGGAAGUUGGUCAAUUUUGCAGUCAUUCAUGAAUAAUGGGCUCAACUCUCUGGUGGGGCUUACUUCUGAGCAAGAGUGCCCUUUCCUUGAAGGGUUAUUAAAAAAUGGAUGGCUCUUAAGAUUGAUCCUAAAAUGUGGUCGUGUAGAAAAAACAAUAGCUAUGUGGACCUUUUCUUUGAUGCUAUAUUCGUCAAAAGAAGAGUUGAGGCCAUCUGCUUGCGAAUUUUGGUGUGCCAUUCUUUCAUCAAAAAUUCAGAUUGGUGCACGACCCAUUGAAAUUGACUGGUUACCCAACUUUUCUGAACUAAAGAGUGCUCUUGAAAUAUAUGGGUUUCUUUUCAAUUCUUCAUCCAGCAUGUCUGCUGAAAACAGUUCUGGUUGUAAAGGGCCACCUCAAAAUAUCAUAACCUGGAUCAAAUUUACAGCUGUUUAUUGUCGAUUAAGGUGUAAGCAGUCGGUCCUUCUGACUUCAGACUGUCAAGAGCUAGCAGAAGUUAUCAUCUGUCUUUUCUUAGAUCGGCAACUUCAAGGUCUCUCUGUUCUUUUGAGGGACUGUAUCCAGUCGGUUAUAAGUUCGUUCACAGACGAAGAAUGGAUUAACAGUUACUCUAGAAUAGCAAAAUCUAUUGCCUCAAGAGUCCCUAUGAACUUGAACUGCUUGCGAGCAGUGCAAUGCCUUUCAGGAGUUGAUCCUCGUACCAAGCAUCUCAAAAGCGUUGUGGCCUUCGAAAUUCUAGUUAAUUGUUUUGAUACAAAGGUUGCCAACGAAGAAGGAAUCCUGACUUUGCUUAUCUCAAUAAACGUGAAAGAAAAGGCCUGUGAUUUCUUCAAGUUGUACAUCUAUGUCAUUCUGACUGAAAAUUGGCUUCGAUACGAUGAGAGGUUUAGCGAGAAGCCAGUGAUUCGUGAAAUGUGGGGUCUUUUUCUCCGGAACUGUUCUUGCCAAAUAAGCAGCACAGAUUUGAGGCCUCAUGCAUCAAAAGUUCGAAACAAAGCUGCAUAUCUUCUUCAAGACAUUGGCAGCAGUUAAUCGAGUAAGAAUUCUAAUCCAUCCUCAAUAAAUAACGUAGAGAUGUUUGAUAAGAAACCCAGUAUUAGAAGUUAGGUAUAUUCUCUGGCUCCCUCACUGUAAUAUAAUCAACGGUUGAAUAAAGGAGCUUCAAAUCCAUUUGCAUUUG